ACGUGCACGUGACGUCAGGAGGAGUUUGCGGAAAGGGUUCUGUUGCUGAGGCACAAAUUUCAGUAAUGGCGAUGACGGUGGGAAAAGAGGAAAGUGAAACGAGUGAAACCUUGUCCUCUUUUCUGUGCCCUGUCUGUCUUGAAGUUUUUGACAAUCCUAUUCGAGUGAAAUGUGGUCAUGUUUUUUGCAGUAUAUGCCUGCAUCAGUGUUUGAAGCCGAAUAAACCAGUCUGUGGGGUCUGCCGCUCACCUUUGAUUCCCAGCAAGAGGGCUGUGGAUGUGGAGAGGCUAAUCGAAACAACAGAAACGAAGUGCAGAGGCUGUGAAAUGAAACUUUAUCUUUCAAAAAUGCGUGCACAUGUUGCUUCCUGUCUCAAGUAUCAGAAUUAUAUUAUGGAAGGAGUACAAGCAGCUACCAAGGAGCAGAGGUCAGAUACCAGGAACGUUCCAAAUCGAUUCACCUUUACUUGUCCUUACUGCAGUGAAAAAAAUUUGGACCAAGAAGCGCUAGUUGAGCAUUGCUGUAAAUACCACAGCAUGGAUGCCAGACAAGUGGUAUGUCCAGUCUGUGUUUCCAUGCCAUGGGGAGACCCCAGUUAUGCGAGUGCAAAUUUCAUACAGCACCUUCAGAGGCGACAUAAAUUUUCUUAUGAUACUUUUGUGGAUUAUGAAGCAGAUGAAGAGGUCAUGAUACAAGAGGCACUGGCUCGCUCUCUAACAGAUCAUUGACUGGAAAACUGUGGCAUGUUGCAUCAUACUGGCGUUCUGUAAGGUGCCAGUGCUGUUUCACUUACCUUCAAAAGAUGCUUCAUCUGAUUGGCACAUACACAUAUUGGAUUUUUGAGUUGCUUUUCUUUUCACUUUGAUAUGCCUUCAGCAGCCACCUGUAAAUUGACCCGCAUAAAUACACGAAAGAGCUUCUGUGAAGUUCCUUACAGUUAUGGGAAUUAGAAGACUUUCUAAAUGCCUAAUUUUUAGUUUUCCCUUAAUUUUUUUGUAUGAUACACCCAUACAAGCAACUUGACACUGAAAUUUCUGUAUAUAAAGAGUCUGCUAUACAACCUUUAAGAUUGAAGAACAUGAUCCCUGUUUGUCAAAUACUGAAUAAGAUCACAUCCACCCCACAGAAGUGACAGGCUCUUUAUGACAUUUAUAAAGUGUAUGUUGUGUAUUUAGCUUGGUCUGCAUACUCACUGUCUCUGUACAGUGUCUGCUUCUGCCCUUAAGUUGGAUUAUUAUUAUUAGUAGUAGUAAUGUUAAUAACUGUAGCUCUGCAUCUCUUCGUAGGGGUAGGCAAUGUAGCAGUGACUCGCAUAUAGUGGGUGCUUGCAGAGGUAAACAACUUUAGAAUUAAGUCUGAAAUUUGCAUAUCUGUUCCUUACUGUUUAUAUUAAUGAGAAGUAUAUAAGGAAAAGGUCAAGAGAACCUUAGCGGUGCUGCAGUUGCUGUGCCUCAUAGGUGGUGUGUGAAAGUAGAAGGCAUGACAAUGUAGGAGGCACUUCUUUGUCUUUUUGCACAUCAGAAGUAGACUUGUAAAGUAUAGUUUAGGACAUGAUUUCCCUUCCUCUCUCGGGUAUUUCUGAUGCAGUAGUUAUACCACCAUCGUCUAACAUAAAAAGAUGACACAUUUCCCUCUGGUGGUAACUCAUUUUUUCCUUGCCAGAUUAUCUGAAGUGACGUCUUUGGUGACAGUUGUUUAUCAUAGUAUUUACUGUUGUAGUUUUUCAGUUUUGGGAUAUCCCUUCUUUCAGGCAGCCUGCACCCUUCCAGUCUUGUAAAGCACUUCCUCUCUCUAGUGCUUUGGCCUACUUCUGAUGCCAGAACAUUGUAUUUUUUUUUUUACUACCAAAGUGAAGCUGCUCAAACAUCUGCAGUUAUGGUAAGCUCCUAACAACUCAACUUUUGUCUUACAAAUAACCAGGCGCUCACAUUUCCCAGUUUUCAUUUCCAUUUACUACUGAAGACACCUUAGCCAAGUCUGAUUUUGAAUUCUUUUUCUCAUUAACUCACUAGCAGGAAUAAAUACAAUUUAUCUUAUAUUCUUUUGAAUAAAAGAAGUUUAUUACA
This is a messenger RNA of Protopterus annectens (West African lungfish), 2066 nucleotides long. It is a transcript of the gene RNF114, whose product is annotated as ring finger protein 114. The transcript has 6 exons. Bases 66 to 728 code for a protein of 220 amino acids. The record is from RefSeq and is a predicted model, not a curated record. Gene Ontology annotation, molecular function: ubiquitin protein ligase activity. NCBI's taxonomy places the organism in Eukaryota, Metazoa, Chordata, Ceratodontiformes, Protopteridae. Gene Ontology annotation, biological process: ubiquitin-dependent protein catabolic process; protein polyubiquitination.